AUCUGGGGUCCGGGGAAGAAAGGCGCACGGCAGGGCUGAGCCGGCACUCCCAGGGCGUCUCCCUUCCUGCCCCGCCCCUUGUGGACCCUCCCACUCCAUCCCCUUCUCUCUGGGCUCCGCUGCCCCUUCCUCCAUCUAGACCCAGCAGGGGACAGGCGAGGCGGAUGGGGUCCUCUCCCAUCAUACAUGUGAGACCUCCCAGACACAGCCUGAUCCACACAAGAACAUCCGGACACACACACACACACACAGACAUACACAAAACCACACACAUUUCCCAGAAGGGCACAAGUCCUCUGCCCAAAAUAUGAAGGCCCACCGUUCCACCUCCAGCCCUUCACACACAGACAAAGGGGCCUGAGUCCAGUGCGGGGCGGACUCGGGCAGCCCAGCCCCUGGGGCUCCAGUAGGGUGAGUGUUUGCUGACCGUAGUCGUGGGGUUCUGGAGUCCAGCAAAGGUCCCAGCACUGCGGGAAAGGGGCCGCGAAGCCUCACCCACAGCCCCUCCCGGGCCUCCACCUCUGGGUACAGCCUGAAGUCAACUCAGGGUCUCAGCAUUUUCUCAGUGAUUGGAGAACCAGGCAGGAAAGGGAUUUCCUGAAACUCCUUGUGGAUCAGAAAGUUCUAGAUGGUUGCAGAACUGAGCGCUGCUAGGGCUGCGUGCUGGGCUUGGGCAAAGGGGCAGAAGCCCGAGGGGCAGGAGCCGGGAAAGCACAGUGCGGCGAGGCCAGGCCUAAGCGGGUGCUCGAGCACCGACCGGACGCCCUCCUCCCUUGGCAGGGCUGACGAUGCAGCCGCCAGCGGCGAAGCAGGGACGCAGGGGCCCGCGGGAGCCCGCGGGAAAGGGCGCACAGGGCGCGGGGGAGCGCGCCAAAAGGGCGCCCGCGGAGCAGCUCCCGAAGCCAGGCUGGGCCCUCACAACGGAGAGGCUGGCAGCCAUGAGCCCCGCGCAACGCCACCGCCACCUGCUCUUUGGCAACCUGCUUGAGGACGCGGGCGCAGCCGCCUCCAUCUUCCCACGCGAGUCAGUGGAGCUGGAGUUUCGCGUGCCCGACCCGCGCGUGUGGGCGCAGUCGUGGGAGCUGCCCGCGGAGCGCCGGGACGGACUUCUUGGUGUCCUCAAGGCCGCCGAGGCCCGCGGGCGGGUCCGCGCCUUGCGGCUGCGCUACAGCCGCCUGCGGGCGGAGGAAAUCUCGCUCCUCAUCCAGCGGCAGAAGUCCGCGCGCGCUGCCAUCCGCCUGGAGCUGUUCUUGCCGCCGCAGCUGAAACCCACGCGGAUCCCGGACCCCCUGGACCGCCAAGAGGUGACUACAAGCCCAGGAAGGGGCGGAGAGGGGGCCCUGCCUGCCUCCCGCACACCUGGCUCCAGCCCUUCUCCCCGGCAGCGGAGGCGUGUGGAGACAAUCCUGGAGGAGAAAGUCGACGGCGGCAUUUUCCCACGUUGAUGGAGAUCCCAUAGUGCGUCCGCACUGCGCCCCACCGGCCCACAUAAAGUUCUCAUUCUCCCAA
This is a messenger RNA of Manis pentadactyla (Chinese pangolin), 1509 nucleotides long. RefSeq names its product LKAAEAR motif containing 1 (gene LKAAEAR1). NCBI's taxonomy places the organism in Eukaryota, Metazoa, Chordata, Mammalia, Pholidota, Manidae. Bases 789 to 1445 code for a protein of 218 amino acids. The transcript has 2 exons. The record is from RefSeq and is a predicted model, not a curated record.